AUGGAGUCCCAAAAUGUGUCCAUUGUUACUGAGUUCCAGCUGCUAGGAUACCAGAAUGUUCUUGAGUGGUGGACGUUGCUCUUUGCCAUUUUCUUGUCCAUCUACUUCCUCACAGUCACAGGGAAUAUUGUCAUUACUACAGUGGUGAGCCAGGACCCGUGACUGCACUCACCUAGGUACACAUUCCUCAAACACCUCUCCUUUCUGGAGAUCUGGUAUACAUCCACAAUCGUGCCCCUUCUCCUAGCCAACCUGCUCUCCCAGGGCCAAGCCAUCUCCUUCCCUGACUGUAUAGCACAGCUCUACUUCUUUGUGUUCUUCGGGGCUACCAAGUGCUUUCUUCUGGCCACGAUGGCCUAUGACUGGUAUCUGGCCAUCUGUAGCCCACUGCGCUACUCUUCCCUGAUGAGUCCUGAGAUCUGCACCAAGUUGGUGGCAAUCUCCUGGUUGACAGGGAUCAGCACAGGAUUCCUGCCCUCCUUGAUGAUUUCCAAGUUGGAUUUUUGUGGGCGCAACCAGAUCAAUCAUUUCUUCUGUGACCUCCUUCCCCUCAUGCAGCCCUCAUGUUCCAAUGUUUAUAUCACUGAGAUGGUCAUCUACCUGUCAACUGCUGUGCUGUGCAUUUGCUUUUUUCUUACACUUGUGUCCUAUGUUUCUAUUGUGUCCUCCAUAUUGAGAAUUCCUUCAGCCUCUGGCCGAGUGAAGACCUUUGCCCCAUGUGGCUCCCAUUUGGCUGUUGUCACUAUCUACUGUGGAAGCACGGUCUCCAUGUAUGUUUGCCCCAAUCCCCACCUGUCACCAGAAAUCAACAAGAUUACUUCUGUCUUCUAUCCUGUGGUCACCCCACUGCUGAACCCUGUUAUCUACAGCUUGAGAAACAAAGACUUCAAAGACGCUGUUAGAAAAGUUGUGAGAAGGACUUGUGGCAUCUAUGGAGUAAGAGUGAAGGCAGGUUUCUUUAUUGGAUAA
Molecule: messenger RNA, 969 nt
Organism: Eubalaena glacialis (North Atlantic right whale)
Lineage: Eukaryota; Metazoa; Chordata; Mammalia; Artiodactyla; Balaenidae
Product: olfactory receptor 11L1
Biological process (GO): G protein-coupled receptor signaling pathway
Cellular component (GO): membrane
Molecular function (GO): G protein-coupled receptor activity; olfactory receptor activity
Source: RefSeq, a predicted model, not a curated record